UCUGGCCACAGUCUCCGAUGGCAGCUGCAUGAUAAAUCCAGCGGCACUCUCCUCCUAUAUAUCCAUUGCUCAAAAGACCUUCUGACCAAAGAGGUGGUGGAGAAGACAAGCGAUCGCAAGGAUGAGGCCUUCGACGGCAGCGUCAACCGCCGGGCGAAUGCCCCAAAGGCUUGUCCUCGUUGCGUUCAUGGGGUGCCUGCUCAUGAUCAUCCCCUGCUUCUUCGCUGCAGUGUGGAAGCCAAAGUUGGACCCUCUCUCGUCUCCAAAUCUGCAGCUAUCCGUGACGACCAGCAUAAAAAUACAAGCCGUCCGAGAGAGUUCCAGCAUCUCCGAUCGGUCCGGUAGUGAAAUGGUGGUGAUGCCAAUUUCUGUCAAUGAGGAUGAAGCAGAGUUAACCAAUGAUACUGAGAUCAUAAGGAUGCCUCCUCCUGAAGAAGAGAAGGGAAGACUAAAUAUGACAUUCACAGAGGCUGAAUUCUCAAACUCAACCAUGGAUGAAGAGCAGAAGAAUAAUGAUAAUGGAAUUUACCCUACAACAAAUGUCAAAGAUGCAACAAAGCCUAAACAAGAAUUUAUCUUAGCAACAGGGAAACCAAAAGCAGAAGAAGGAACACAAGAAAUUACCUCACAGACUGAGGGAGUUGCAGAGAGCAAGAUAACCUGUGAUCUAUCCGAGCGUCGAUCCGAUACUUGUGUCAUGCAUGGUGAUGUGAGAGUUCUUGGAUACUCGUCUUCGAUCAUCUUGUCCAAAGCACCACAAGCAGAUGCUCCCGGAGAAGAGAAUACUUGGAAGAUCAGACCGUAUGCUAGAAAAUGGGAGUCCCCAUUGAUGGAAAUUAUCAGAGAACUCACCCUCAAAGAAUCCACAAAGCCAGCUGAUACCCCCCAGUGCGCAGUUCAUCACACGGUCCCUGCCAUCGUCUUCUCCACCGGCGGAUUCCUUGGCAACUUCUUCCAUGACUUCACUGAUGUGCUGAUCCCCCUCUUCACGACCGCACGUCAGUACAGAGGAGAAGCCCAGUUCUUGGUGACCAACUUCAACUACGGCUGGAUCAAGAAGUAUGAGCAGAUUCUACGACGGCUUUCGCAUUACCAAAUCAUCGAUCUGGAUCGAGACGGCAGGGUGCAUUGCUUUCGACAUGUUCAUGUCGGUCUCUUGAGCCACAAGGAGUUGAGCAUGGAUCCUGCCAAGUCUCCAAAUGGCUACUCCAUGGCAGACUUCAGGGAGUUCUUGAGGUCAUGCUUCUCUCUGAAGAGGAAGUCCGUCAGCGCCGGCAACAGGAAGCCGAGACUGCUGAUGAUCAACAGAAAGGGGCCGAGGUCCUUCACCAACAGAAGGGAAGUGGCGUCGCUGGCACGAAGCUUGGGCUACAAAGUGGUGGUCGCCGGCCCUGAGGAGACGAAGAACCUGUCGAGGUUUGCACGCGUGGUCAACUCCUGCGACGUGAUGAUGGGCGUGCACGGCGCAGGGCUGACCAACAUGCUCUUCCUGCCCACCGACGCAGCGCUGGUGCAGGUAAUCCCAUGGGGCGGGUUGAAGUACGCCUGCGGCCAUGACUUCGGAGAGCCUGCACCGGACAUGGGACUCAGGUACUUGGAGUAUGAGAUCAAAGAAGGGGAGAGCUCACUGAUGCGGCAGUACCCGAGAAGCCAUCCAGUGUUCACAGAUCCUCUUUCGAUUCACAAACAAGGUUGGAAUGUCCUCUGGUCCGUCUUCCUCAACAAACAGAGUGUGAGGCUCGAUGUCAGAAGGUUCAAAGGCGUCCUGCAAGAAGCCAUGAACGCACUGCCUCAUUAGGAGGAAGUCGGUGUUCCACUCAGGUUGAUUUGAUUCUAUUCUUCAUCGAUGAAUAUAGAACAUUGUUUAUCGAAUACAUUGAAUUGAGGAGCAGCAA
Molecule: messenger RNA, 1895 nt
Organism: Musa acuminata subsp. malaccensis (wild Malaysian banana)
Lineage: Eukaryota; Viridiplantae; Streptophyta; Magnoliopsida; Zingiberales; Musaceae
Product: beta-1,2-xylosyltransferase XYXT1
Molecular function (GO): glycosyltransferase activity
Source: RefSeq, a predicted model, not a curated record